AUGGAGAUCGUUUUCCAAUCGCCUGCACAGCCCGAGAGACUCCUCUUGCAUGACGCCCUUGCCAAAAAUGGUUCGGAAACACUGUCGGCCCUGCUGUCCGCAAUCUACGACCUUAUAUUCGCGACUAAUUUGCUUUCAGUUCAAUCAUUUUCAUCCUCACUCGAAGCCAUUAAAGUCCAAGAAUCUCUGUUUCGCGUAACGUUAACAAAUAUCGAAUUUAAUUGGAAAUUUACCCAGAAAGAGCGAUAUAUCAUCCAAGAUGCGGCAUCUGAUGGGCUAUAUUCAGAGGAUGACAUCGAACGCGCUUUCUACAAGCAUGGAGGAUAUAAUGGCGUUAUUGCGCUCAUACUGUUUUUCAGAAAAUCAGAAAAUAUACGCAAGAACUGGGCGACCAUUAUCGAAGGAUUCCGAGCGGUGUUGGUGAAUUACGCUACAAAGAUGCUUAGCAGCGAAAUUGUCAAGUGGAUUCCGGAAUUUCUUAGUACACUAGGGCGGGUUGGUCCGCAUCCACUUCAAUAUCUCGGGGGUCAUGCUGGGAGGAAGCGACCGAGGGACAUAAUGGAGACUAUGGACAGUUUAGCCGUGACACAAGCUCGGUGCCUCUCUCGAUCAUGGGAUACAUCGGCCACAGUCUUUCAGCAAUUCCAAGAAUCGCAAGAGAUACAUCAAAUUGGGCAAGCAGUCGACUCCCAGCGGCAGGAUCACCUUUUUUUAACGUUUCGACUUACAACUCCCAAAGAAGAUCAGCAACAACAGCUACUCAAUACCUCGCUCCACCUAGAUGAAGCAGGUAACAUACACCAGCGACAACAACAAUGCUUCCGGUCUCGUCAGGACGUACCUACUUCGAUACUCAACGCGCCUUCUCUCAAACAGAACCUCCCCCAGCAACAACAAUACCGAAAACCAUUUAAUACCUCAACAGAUAGAGAUAUGGAAAGCCCUCCGCAUCAGCAUAUACCUACUCUAAUAUCCAAUGUCUCUUCCCUCUGCGACAACGAAUCUCUUUCAUUCGAAGCUCCCUCAGAUGACCUCAUCAUGGCGUCCUCCAUAGACCAUACGAAUUUUCCCAUCGAUCCUCUCCCGCUUCUCUUAUAUGCUCUGGGGGGUUCCCAAAUUCGACAGGACGUACUAUUUCGUGGGCUUUUGCCACAGAAACGAUGGGAUGGCUGCGGGAAUGUGCGUGAGAUUACGCCACGUGACGCUGGCUUUGAUGAGCAGACCACCAGUAUUUUCUCAAGUCAGACCGUGCUCGAGCAAACUAUCGAGACUUGCAUCCGAUUUGGUUUGGUACUGCAGGGUGUAUCGGAGGAUGGUUCGCUGCAGUACUCAAUUACUGAACAGUCACGGCGUCAAAUAUCUCAAACCGUUAAAGGUGAGGAGCUACACCUACUUGGAUUGAUAUUCACAACCCAUAUCUAUCCUCGGGAUCAGGCCCUAGAGCCCUCGUUUCAGGCCCUCGGGAGACUCUUGUUGCCCUACCUCGAACGUACUUGGGAAUUUGUGCUGGGAGAGCGUUGCCCUAUUAUUCCAGCUCCUAUCCGCGAUAGCCUGGUUGAAGCAUCAUUAGCGACAUACACAUUAGUUGGUACGUCCCGUAAGAAGAAUGUGAUUUCAGUGCUAGCCAAGAUCCAAGAUCCUGAUCUACCAGACUACUUGCGGAUGGCAAUUGUAUAUCGGAAGAGUAUCUUAUUACGACGUCAGGGCGACCACGAUCGAUCGGAUGGUGUAAUACGAGAUAUCCUCGAGAGUAUUGAGCUCAAAUCGAAGGAUAUGAGGUUAUACUGUACCUAUGGACGUUUGCUGCUUUCUCUGUCCGAAAAUGCAAUAUUGCGCAAAGAGUUCGGCCAAGCAGAGUCACACCUGGCAAGUUGGGAGGUUAAGAAUCCCGAACCUUCCGGACUGGAGCUACAAGUGGUUCGAUUGAAGAAUACUGUACUCGGCAGAGUGUCACGAUAUGUGGGCAAAUUUUCACACGCACGCUACUGCCUCGAGGAAUGUCUCCAGACGAUUCCUGGCGAUGCGAGUCGCUAUCACAUCAUGUACCACCUGGGCGAUGUCUACUGUGAACUGGGACUACCAGAGGAGGUUGAAACGUUGGUGCUUGACGAGAUUGAACAGCUAAGAGCUCGUGGCAAGCAACGCUUAAAAGCUUUCCGACGUCUGGCUCUGCCGUUAGCGGAGGCAUACAUACAGCAAAGAAAAUUAGAGGCAGCUAAGGGUCUCCUUCGAGAACUUGUCGACACCUUUGCAGGGAUGGUCAGCCAUGAUGUAUCCGAUCAAUUGAGCCAUGUCCGUUCAAUGAUCGGCCUAGCACGCGUCAAUUGGUAUCAGACUCUAUGGUCCAAAGCCCGUCAAACUUUAGACGAGGCAAUGGCUCUUACCGAAAAUUACAGAACUUUUUCGAAGGGAAAUUAUUAUAAAGGGGUCAUCUACCUCUUCCUCUCCCUUGUGAAUUUCGAGCUCCACGAGUAUGCGGAGUCCCGGUUGACCCUUGUGUCUGCAAAUGAUAUCCUGUCCAAAGAGAUGCCUCGACAUUUCAUACCAGGAAUGGGAUCAUAUUUCCUACAGUAUCUGGUGCAAGUUGAGAGAUCUCGACAGUGGCCUUCGAGCUCCAUUAAUGAAAUUCCACCCUCAGCCGCCUUCAGCAGAGCUCAAAUGAUUUAG
Messenger RNA from Venustampulla echinocandica, 2667 nucleotides. RefSeq lists its product as uncharacterized. Gene Ontology annotation, molecular function: protein binding. Bases 1 to 2667 code for a protein of 888 amino acids. The record is from RefSeq and is a predicted model, not a curated record. Lineage: Eukaryota; Fungi; Ascomycota; Leotiomycetes; Helotiales; Pleuroascaceae. The transcript has 3 exons.